AUGCGGAGGAGGGCGCUGGGCAGGGACCACUUGGACCAAAGAGGACUAAACGCUAUUUGGUUUCAGCACAGAAACAACGCAUUGAAGGAAGGCAGCAGCGGAGGACCAGGGCGCCGCGCUGAAGCCGAGCCCAUUGUCUCCUUCCAACACAGCACUAAGGGAGAGAAGAAGAAGACGCAGAAGAGGGGUUUGAUCCAAACAGCCGUGCAGCCCAGAGAGGAGUGUCCCAGUGGUAGGCAUUGCGGGUUUGUAAGCCACAGAGAAACAAAAAAGGGGCCCUGGAUAGAUCUGGCCAAUAACGGAAAAUGA
Molecule: messenger RNA, 309 nt
Organism: Xyrichtys novacula (pearly razorfish)
Lineage: Eukaryota; Metazoa; Chordata; Actinopteri; Labriformes; Labridae
Source: the annotation of a GenBank genome assembly